AAUAACAGCCUCUAACAAAAAACAAAAAAAAAGGAAAUAUCAGCCUCAGUUUUCAUUUCUGGGACACAUUAGUGUUUAGUGAGAGAUUCAGGAUCAAAAAUAAGAUUUUAUUUAGAGAAAUUAUUGCAGGAAGAUAAGGCCCAAUGGAGAGAAAAAGCACCAAAACACCAUGUUUAUAAGAGGAAGGGCUUUAUUUCAGCUGGCAUGGAUUAAGGCAUAGAAGAUUUCAAAAUGGUCACAUUCUCCGACUGGCUUGGUCUUCCCCUUUUCAUCUUCAGUCAAAAAGUUCCAUGCCUCAGGUAUUUUUCUCAUUGGUCAGUUUGAAUCAAGCAGAAGAUUCUGUUCCAGUUCCCAUAGAAGUACAGGAUUUCACAGAAGUGGAAAUUUCCAAGUUCUGGGAAAUUAAGACUACAAAUUCCCAAGAGCUGAGUCAACAUGGAGAGGACUCUGCAGAUGUAUCCUGUGGUCUCCUUCAUGAGACCUGUUCUCCUAGACAUCACCCUUCCCAGGGAGUGUUGACAUUCAAGGACGUGUCUGUUGAAUUCUCUAUGGAUGAGUGGGCCUGCCUGGACCCUGCUCAGCAGCAUUUGAAUCGGGAAGUCAUGUUAGAGACGUACAGAAACCUGGUCUUCCUGGAUCUUGCUGUCUCUAAGCCAGACCUCAUCACCUGUCUGGAGCAAAGCAAAGAACACUGGAAGGUGAAGACACAGCCCACACUACUCAAGCACCCAGAUCAUAAGAUAAAUCAUAUUGAAGAAAAACAGUACAAAUGAAAAGAAGGUAGCCAAGUCUUCAAAUCUUGUUCAAGACUCCAUAAUGGAAUCUCAACAAGUGUAAAAAUGAUGACAAAUGUCUUAGCCACAGUACAAAGCAUCCUAACCAUAAGAU
Molecule: messenger RNA, 888 nt
Organism: Nycticebus coucang (slow loris)
Lineage: Eukaryota; Metazoa; Chordata; Mammalia; Primates; Lorisidae
Product: zinc finger protein 479-like
Exons: 4
Coding region: 291-773 (160 amino acids)
Biological process (GO): regulation of DNA-templated transcription
Source: RefSeq, a predicted model, not a curated record